AUGGGAAAGAAAAUCACAAAUAAGAUUCCAAAGAGAAAUAUGUCAAAGCCACGCCACCUUCUCGACAUCAAGGAAUUAACCCACAAAGAAUUUGUUCAAACUUCAGAGAGAGUGAAGUGUGUGGAUCUACCGUCAUCGAAACCAUGGAUUUUAGCCUCUUUGUACUCCGGAAAUCUCUGUAUCUGGAACUAUCAGCCACAGAAAAUGGAAAAGUCCUUCAAGGUCACCGAAUCACCAGUAAGGUCAGCCAAGUUCAUAGAGCGGGAAAACUGGAUAGUUGUUGGAGCUGAUGAUGGCUUCCUUCGUGUAUACAACUUCGAUACAACGGAAAUGAUCAAAGAAAUCGAGGUGCAUACCGAUUUCAUUCGGAGUCUGGCUCUUCAUCCGACGCUUCCGUACGUGUUGUCGGCCUCCAACGACAAGCUUAUUAAGCUGUGGGACUGGGAGAAGGGUUGGAUUUGCAGUAGGGUGUUCGAGGGCCAUGGACAAUUGGACAUUAUGUGAUGCAAGCUGCUUUCGAUCCAAAAGAACUCGACACUUUCGCAAGUGCAUCACUCGAUGGCACCAUUAAGAUUUGGAACAUGGAUUCUGGAUCUCUUGAGUUUACGUUGGAUGCUCAUUCGAAAGGGAUUAAUUGCAUUGAAUACUUCAUUGCUGGUGAUAAAAAAAUUCUUAUCAGUG
Hibiscus syriacus is the source of this 681-nucleotide messenger RNA. RefSeq names its product coatomer subunit beta'-1-like. Gene Ontology annotation, cellular component: COPI vesicle coat. Lineage: Eukaryota; Viridiplantae; Streptophyta; Magnoliopsida; Malvales; Malvaceae. Gene Ontology annotation, biological process: retrograde vesicle-mediated transport, Golgi to endoplasmic reticulum; endoplasmic reticulum to Golgi vesicle-mediated transport; intra-Golgi vesicle-mediated transport. The coding region runs from base 1 to 504 and encodes 167 amino acids. Gene Ontology annotation, molecular function: protein binding. The transcript has 6 exons. The record is from RefSeq and is a predicted model, not a curated record.